CUAGGGGAGUUGACGUCACGUGCAGCAGCAACUGCAAAACAAAAUUCUGUUUUGGCUUGUUCCAUAAUUUCAGGGCUUGUCUUACCUUUUCAUUUGUGUUUGUAAGUAAGUGUUGUCUUUUCUAAAACUUUAUUGCACUUUCCUUUUGCUGCAUAAGCUAUUCAGACUGCACAACACCGUGCAACUCAAAUAUUUCUACAAGCAAGAAUCUAUUGACAACAUGAGAGGGAGUUCGUCGUAUGGAGACCGAGAUAGAGACCGUGGACGAGACAGAGGGUAAGCAGAUAUUUUCUUCGGCAUGUGAAAUAUAUUUAUAGCCAUAUAGGAAGUAUCUGUCCAAAGUUUUUUUUAAAUAUAUGAUACGGGGGGCUAUCUUGGAAUGCUGUGUGAUGUUCGUUGAACCACAACUAUCUUGCUGAAUGUUUACGUGCACGGGCGUGUCUCAGACAGUUGCACGCGCCCGUCAACUCUAGUUGUGCAUGAUAAACAACUCUAUUUGCUUGCAACAGAGUUAUAGGCGGGGCCCCACCCCACCCAGGGAAAAUUGCACUUACUGCAAAUAGAUUAAAAUGGCCAGGGACCUAUUUAGUGUCUAUGUUGCAGUGUUACUAAUGAUAAUCAUUCAUCCUCUUUUUCAUCACUCCUCUCCCUGCCUGUCCUGUAGGCCUCGGUUUGGGUCCAGUAGCUGGGGCGGCCCUCCCCCUAUGAAGAAGUUUGGGAACCCUGGAGAACGCCUUCGCAAGAAGAAGUGGGAUCUGGACGACCUGCCUAAGUUUGAGAAGAACUUCUACAACGAGCACCCAGAGCUCCAGCGCAUGAGUCAGGUACACACACACACACACACACACACACACACACACAAUAUAUACAAAUGUUCUUAGAAGGAUGCUAUCCAUAGUGUGUCUAUUGAGCCUGUUGAUUCUCUGUUGUCUGUGUCUGCAGUAUGACAUAGAUGAGUUCUGCAGGAGAAAGGAGAUCACAGUCAGCGGCACUGGCUGCCCCAAGGCCACCACCAGCUUCCACCAGGCACAGUUUCCCCGUAAGUAGACAACAGUAGAUCCCAGUUGACACUUGUUGAACCUAUAUUAUAACCUGUUCCUUCACCUGUCAGCAGUCAUGACAGUAAAGAGAUGAGGAAAGGAAGUUGAACCCAUUUUAAAGAGUUCUUGGAACACAGCCCAAGCUUACAAAACAGUAACCCCAUAGGCUAUUGGGGAGGGGAGUGGCAAACUACGGCCCAUGGGCCACAUUAUUAUUAUUUUUAUAUUUUUUUAAACACCCCAGGCCACUCUUGAACGUCAAAUAAUAGAUACAAAGUACAGUUGAAGUCAGAAGUUUACAUACACUCUGCACGUUUCUUGUUAACAAACUAUAGUUUUGGCAAGUCGGUUAGGACAUCUACUUUGUGCAUGACACAAGUAAUUUUUCCAACAAUUGUUUACAGACAGAUUAUUUCACUUAUAAUUCACUGUAUCACAAUUCCAGUGGGUCAGAAGUUUACAUACACUAAGUUGACUGUGCCUUUAAACAGCUUGGAAAAUUCCAGAAAAUGUUGUCAUGGCUUUAGGAGCUUCUGAUAGGCUAAUUGACAUAAUUUGAGUCAAUUGGAGGUGUACCUGUGGAUGUAUUUCAAGGCCUACCUUCAAACUCAGUGCCUCUUUGCUUGACAUCAUGGGAAAAUCAAAAGAAAUCAGCCAAGACCUCAGAAAAAAGAUUGUAGACCUCCACAAGUCUGGUUAAUCCUUGGGAGCAAUUUCCAAACGCCUGAAGGUAACACGUUCAUCUGUACAAACAAUAGUACGCAAGUAUAAACACCAUGGGACCACGCAGCCGUCAUACUGCUCAGGAAGGAGACGCGUUCUGUCGCCUAGAGAUGAACGUACUUUGGUGCGAAAAGUGCAAAUCAAUCCCAGAAAAUCAGCAAAGGACCUUGUGAAGAUGCUGGAGGAAACAGGUACAAAAUUAUCUAUAUCCACAGUAAAACGAGUUCUAUAUCGACAUAACCUGAAAUGCCGCUCAGCAAGGAAGAAGCCACUGCUCCAAAACCGCCAUAAAAAAGCCAGACUACGGUUUGCAACUGCACAUGGGGACAAAGAUCGUACUUUUUGGAGAAAUGUCCUCUGGUCUGAUGAAACAAAAAUAUAACUGUUUGGCCAUAAUGACCAUCGUUAUGUUUGGAGGAAAAAGGGGGUUGCUUGCAAGCCGAAGAACACCAUCCCAACCAUGAAGCACGGUGGUGGCAGCAUCAUGCUGUGGGGGUGCUUUGCUGCAGGAGGGACUGGUGCACUUCACAAAAUAGAUGGCAUCAUGAGGAAGGAAGAUUAUGUGGAUAUAUUGAAGCAACAUCUCAAGACAUCAGUCAGGAAGUUGAAGCUUGGUCGCAAAUGGGUCUUCCAAAUGGACAAUGACCCCAAGCAUACUUCCAAAGUUGUGGCAAAAUGGCUUAAGGACAACAAAGUCAAGGUAUUUGAGUGGCCAUCACAAAGCCCUGACCUCAAUCCUAUGGAACAUUUGUGGGCAGAACUGAAAAAGCGUGUGCGAGCAAGGAGGCCUACAAACCUGACUCAGUUACACCAGCUCUGUCAGGAGGAAUGGGCCAAAAUUCACCCAACUUAUUGUGGGAAGCUUGUGGAAGGCUGCCCGAAACGUUUGACCCAGGUUAAACAAUUUAAAAGCAAUGCUUCCAAAUACUAAUUGAGUGUAUGUAAACUUCUGACCCACUGGGAAUGUGAUGAAAGAAAUAAAAGCUGAAAUAAAUAAUUCUCUCUACUGUUAUUCUGACAUUUCACAUUCUUUAAAUAAAGUGGUGAUCCUAACUGACCUAAGACAUGGAAUCUUUACUAGGAUUAAAUGUCAGGAAUUGUGAAAAACAGAGUGUAAAUGUAUUUGGCUAAGGUGUAUGUUAACAUCAACUGUAUGUAGAAAUUCUAAUGGCCUGCAAAUUGAUUUGGACAAAAAUCUGUCAAAAAGAAAUCUGUGCGGCCUUCCGUUGAAUUUCUAAAUCCCGAUGCGGCCCUCGAGCCAAAAAGUUUGCCCACCCCUGGGCUAUAGCUAACUGUUCCUUUAAUUGUUUGUCUUUGCUCUGACAGAGUAUGUGAUGGAUGUGCUACUGAGUCAGAACUUCAAGGAGCCCACAUCCAUCCAGGCACAGGGCUUCCCUCUGGCCCUGAGUGGAAGGGACAUGGUGGGCAUCGCUCAGACCGGCUCCGGCAAGACCCUGGCAGUAAGGACGCCAUGAUAAUCCAACAACACACACAGUACCGACAACUGCAACAUCUGUCUUUCUUUCUGUCACACACACACACACACACACACACACACACACACACACACACACACACACACACACACACACACACACACACACACACACACACACACACACACACACAAGCACAAGCACAAGCACCAACACCAACAGCUGCAGUACAAAAACACAUAAACUCCCAGAGGAACAUUGACAGCUGCAACACACAAAGACAUAUUGACACAUGAGGACUAAUGUCCCUGGAUUGUCAGACUGGUACAUAUACCUCAUGACCUCAUUGUACUAUUUGGCGCCUUUUCUUGCAGUAUCUGCUUCCUGCCAUUGUGCACAUCAACCAUCAGCCCUAUCUAGAGAGGGGAGACGGACCUAUUGUGAGUACACAUCUGGAAACUGCACACUGUUGCUUAUUCAUAUAUUUCAGGUCUGUGAGACCAGCCUGUUUUGACCCUUUUCUAUAGUGUACUUAACUUCUCUGCUGUACUUAGACCUACCUAUGGUAUGCUGUAGCUAUAUACAGUGGCUUGCGAAAGUAUUCACCCCCCUUGGCAUUCUUCCUAUUUUGUUGCCUUACAACCUGGAAUUAAAAUUGAUUUUUUGGGGGUUUGUAUCAUUUAAUUUACACAACAUGCCUACCUUUGAAGAUGCAAAAUAUUUUUUCUUAUGAAACAAACAAGAAAUAAGACAAAAAAACUAACUAUUCACCCCCCCCAAAGUCAAUACUUUGUAGAGCCACCUUUUGCAGCAAUUACAGCUGCAAGUCUCUUGGGGGUAUAUCUCACUGGCUAUCAUAAGGUGAAUGCACCAAUUUGUAAGUCGCUCUGGAUAAGAGCGUCUGCUAAAUGACGUAAAUGUAAUGUAAAUGUAUGUCUCUAUAAGCUUGGCACAUCUAGGCACCGGGAUUUUUGCCCAUUCUUCAAGGCAAAACGUUUACAUUUACAUUUUUAGUCAUUUAGCAGACGCUCUUAUCCAGAGCGACUUACAGUUAGUGAGUGCAUACAUUUUCAUACUGUCCCCCCGUGGGAAACGAACCCACAACCCUGGUGUUGCAAGCACCAUGCUCUACCAACUGAGCUACAUGGGGCCCCACAGAAUGAUGCUGCCACCACCAUGCUUCACUGUGGGGAUGGUGUUCUCAGGGUGAUGAGAGGUGUUGGGUUUGCGCCAGACAUAGCGUUUUCCUUGAUGGCCAAAAAGCUCAAUUUUAGUCUAAUCUGUCCAGAGUACUUUCUUCCAUAUGUUUGGGGAGUCUCCCACAUGGCUUUUGGCGAACACCAAACGUGUUUGCUUAUUUUUUUCUUUAAGCAAUGGCUUUUUUCUGGCCACUCUUCUGUAAAGCCGAGCUCUGUGGAGUGUACGGCUUAAAGUGGUCCUAUGGACAGAUACUCCAAUCUCCGCUGUGGAGCUUUGCAGCUCCUUCAGGGUUAUCUUUGGUCUCUUUGUUGCCUCUCUGAUUAUUGCCCUCCUUGCCUGGUCUGUGAGUUUUGGUGGGCGGCCCUCUCUUGGCAGGUUUGUUGUGGUGCCAUAUUCUUUCCAUUUUUUAAUAAUGGAUUUAAUGGUGCUCAGUGGGAUGUUCAAAGUUUUGGAUAUUUCUUUAUAACCCAACCCUGAUCUGUACUUCUCCACAACUUUGUCCCUGAUGUGUUUGGAGAGCUCCUUGGUCUUCGUGGUGCCCCUUGCUUAGUGGUGUUGCAGACUCUGGGGCCUUUCAGAACAGGUGUAUAUAUACUGAGAUCAUGUGACAGAUCAUGUGACACUUAGAUUGCACACAGGUGGACUUUAUUUAACUAAUUAUGUGACUUCUGAAGGUAAUUAGUUGCACCACAUCUUAUUUAGGGGCUUCAUAGCAAAGGGGGUGAAUACAUAUGCACGCACCACUUUUCCUUUAUUUAUUUCUUAUAAUUUUUUGAAACAAGUAAUUUUUUUUCAUUUCACUUCACCAGCUUGGACUAUUUUGUGUAUGUCCAUUACAUGAAAUCCAAAUAAAAAUCUAUUUAAAUUACAGGUUGUAAUGCAACAAAAUAGGAAAAACGCCAAGGGGGAUGUAUACUUUUGCAAGGCACUGUAUCAUGUGUUAUUAAAGGUUCUAUCUAUUGAUCUCUCUCUCUCUCCUCAGUGCCUGGUCCUGGCCCCGACCAGAGAGUUGGCCCAGCAGGUGCAGCAGGUGGCUCAUGAUUAUGGCAAGACCUCCCGCAUCAAGAGUACCUGUGUCUACGGAGGCGCACCGAAGGGACCGCAGAUACGUGACCUGGAGAGAGGUGAGGAGCUGCAGGUUGAAUUAAAUGCUGCUACAAGUUACUUACUUACUUAUAUUGUUUGUGCCUACUAGAGACAAGACCUCUCCACUUCUGAUGAUCUAAAACCUGAUUGGCACCCCAGCUUAGCUUAAUUUCCUGCACUUCCCCUUCAGUUACUAGUAUUCAAGAUUGAAAAAGUUGCAAGUAUUGGAAGUAAUCUCACAAUUGGUCUCUUCUGACGCGUUUGCGUGUAUUUUGAAACUGUGACACUUUGCGUCCUAUGUCCAUACAGGUACAGAGAUCUGCAUUGCCACCCCGGGGCGUCUCAUAGACUUCCUGGAGGCAGGGAAGACCAACCUGCGGCGCUGCACCUACCUGGUGCUGGACGAGGCUGACCGCAUGCUGGACAUGGGCUUCGAACCACAGAUACGCAAGAUCGUGGACCAGAUCAGGGUAAGCCAGACACAUGCCAUACUUAGCAAACCGCACACACUUCUCCUGGCAUUAGGCAAUUAUUAUAACAGUGUAAUACAUAGCCAUUCAUGGAUGGUUGGAUAAGUAGAUGGAUACUACAGAGGGAGGUAGAUCAUCAUCUGUCUGUCUGUCUGUCUGUCUGUCUGUCUGUCUGUCUGUCUGUCUGUCUGUCUGUCUGUCUGUCUGUCUGUCUGUCUGUCUGUCUGUCUGUCUGUCUGUCUGUCUGUCUGUCUGUCUGUCUGUCUGUCUGUCUGUCUGUCUGUCUGUCUGUCUGCAUGUACUAUCUAUCUAUCUAUCUAUCUAGAUUCAUGACAGUUGAUAUAAUAUUCAUCCAUCAUAAAUAACUAAAUACUCAUGUUAUAGAAUAGAAUAAUAGUGUAUUGUCCUCUGAGGAGGAAUAUCCCCAUUACCAUUCUCUCCCUGUGCCCCAGCCGGACCGCCAGACUCUGAUGUGGAGUGCCACCUGGCCCAAGGACGUGCGUAAACUGGCAGAGGACUUCCUGCGGGAUUAUGUCCAGAUCAACGUAGGAGCUCUGGAGCUCAGCGCCAACCACAACAUCCUGCAGAUAGUAGACGUCUGCAUGGAGAAUGAGAAGGACAACAAGUUAGUGAGGCCAUCAGCCAAUGGACAAGACCAAUCUCUAGUUUUGCGUUCUGUUCAUGUCUCCUUUCCUUAAUCAUCACUGAUCUGGAAGGGAUUAACCCAAUGUAGUUUAAAAGUAUUCAGUCUUUUGAUCUAUUGUUGGUUAUGAAGGACAGGAACAGAGUGCAGGACGCUAUGUUUUUGUAACGUGAGAGAAUAUCAGUCCUGGGAUUGCGGUGAUGAGGGAUGUUUUCCUAAUAUCUUUCCUCUGUCUUUUUGUUGAUGUCAGGCUGCUCCAGCUGAUGGAAGAGAUCAUGGCAGAGAAGGAGAACAAGACCAUCAUCUUUGUGGAGACAAAGAAGCGCUGUGACGAGCUCACCCGCAGGAUGAGAAGAGAUGGGUGAGACAGAGAGAGAGAUGGAGGGAAAGCACAGUCUGCAGAAAUGGGUUUAAAGUCCUCUUUCAAAGCCACAGUACUGACUAUGCAAAACAAGAGUCAGGUUUUGGUUUCAUAUGGAGUGUGUUGGGCUACUUAGUCAGAUAAGAGUGUAACGAAACCGUCUAACUGUUUUUUAUCACGUCCUGUUCUCCUGUCUCAUGGCAACAUUGUUGUGGUGUGUUUUCUAGGUGGCCAGCCAUGUGUAUCCAUGGAGACAAGAGCCAGCCAGAGAGAGACUGGGUUCUGACAGGUAGGUCACAUUUCAACAGCCAUGUUUACGUUUGGAUGCUCCGCUUUGGUGCAAUGUGUUUCACUAUGUUUUUUAUGUUAUGUUUGAUGUUUUCUGCUUUUUCUUCAGUUUUGUUUCCUUUUUCAGUCUUCCGCUUGACAUCUUCUUUGAUUUUGUCUGAACUUUCAGAAUUCCGUAGCGGCAAAGCUCCUAUCCUCAUCGCCACUGAUGUGGCAUCUCGUGGUCUGGGUAUGUCUUCUCAACAUUGAAUACACACACACACACUCACGUAUGCACACUUACACUCCUACAGAGCUCAACAUACAGAUUCGAAAUGCACAGUUGUGGUCAAAAGUUUUGAGAAUGACACAAGUAUUGGUCUUCACAAAGUUCGCUGCUUCAGUGUUAUGAGAUAUUUUUGUCAGAUGUUACUAUGGUAUACUGAAGUAUAAUUACAAGCAUUCCAUAAGUGUCAAAGGCUUUUAUUGACAAUUACAUUAAGUUUAUGCAAAGAGUCAAUAUUUGCAGUGUUGACCCUUCUUUUUCAAGACCUCUGCAAUCCGGCAUGAUGACAAUUAACUUCUGGGCCACAUCCUUACUGAUGGCAGCCCAUUCUUGCAUAAUCAAUGCUUGGAGUUUGUCAGAAUUUGUGGGUUUUUGUUUGUCCACCCGCCUCUUGAGGAUUGAUCACAAGUUCUCAAUGGGAUUAAGGUCUGGGGAGUUUCCUGGCCAUGGACCCAAAAUGUCGAUGUUUUGUUCCCAGAGCCACUUAGUUAUCACUUUUGCCUUAUGGCAAGGAGCGCCAUCAUGCUGGAAAAGGCAUUGUUCAUCACCAAACUGUUCUUGGAUGGUUGGGAGAAGUUGCUCUCGGAGGAUGUGUUGGUACCAUUCUUUAUUCAUGGCUGUGUUCUUAGGCAAAAUUGUGAGUGAGCCCACUCCCUUGGCUGAGAAGCAACCCCACACAUGAAUGGUCUUAGGAUGCUUUACUGUUGGCAUGACACAGGACUGAUGGUAGCGCUCACCUUGUCUUCUCCGGACAAGGUGUUUUCCGGAUGCCCCAAACAAUCGGAAAGGGGAUUCAUCAGAGAAAAUGACUUUACCCCAGUCCUCAGCAGUCCAAUCCCUGUACCUUUUGCAGAAUAUCAGUCUGUCCCUGAUGUUUUUCCUGGAGAGGUGGCUUCUUUGCUGCCCUUCUUGACACCAGGACAUCCUCCAAAAGUCUUCGCCUCACUGUGCGUGCAGAUGCACUCACACCUGCCUGCUGCCAAUCCUGAGCAAGCUCUGCACUGGUGGUGCCCCGAUCCCGCAGCUGAAUCAACUUUAGGAGACGGUCCUGGCGCUUGCUGGACUUUCUUGGGCGCCCUGACGCCUUCUUCACAUCAAUUGAACCUCUCUCCUUGAAGUUCUUGAUGAUCCGAUAAAUGGUUGAUUUAGGUGCAAUCUUACUAGCAGCAAUAUCCUUGCCUGUGAAGCCCUUUUUGUGCAAAGCAAUGAUGACGGCACGUGUUUCCUUGCAGGUAACCAUGGUUAACAGAGGAAGAACAAUGAUUUCAAGCACCACCCUCCUUUUAAAGCUUCCAGUCUGUUAUUCUAACUCAAUCAGCAUGACAGAAUGAUCUCCAGCCUUGUCCUCGUCAACACUCUCACCUGUGUUAACGAGAGAAUCACUGACAUGAUGGCAGCUGGUCCUUUUACGGCAGGGCUGAAAUGCAGUGGAAAUGUUUUUUGGGGAUUAAGUUCAUUUUCAUGGCACAGAGGGACUUUGCAAUUAAUUGCAAUUCAUCUGAUCACUCUUCAUGACAUUCUGGAGUAUAUGCAAAUUGCCAUCAUCAAAACUGAGGCAGCAGACUUUGUGAAAAUUAGUAUUUGUGUCAUUCUCAAAACUUUUGACCACGACUGUAUACACACUCUCCAACACACAGAAACAAAACAUUUUCAGAGAAAAAUAUACACAAAUGUAAUAAAUGUGAUUUUUAUUGUUGUCUAAUAUCCCAUCCCCUUUUCCAGGUUUAAAAGUAUACAUUUGUCUGCAAACAUGUAAUAGCGGUGUAAUUUAACCUGUAAACAACAACGAAAAAUCAAUCAGCACUCUUUCUACAGCAUGACUUCUGUAAAUUACUUUUUAAACAAAAGUAUAACCAUCAGUAGCCUCACAAUCCCCCAGGCCUUCAACUCCACAAUGUUUUACAGUCUGUUUCUUGUUACUGCAGUCCAAAGCUUCCUUCGACCGGGGCUCUCUGGCACGCUGCCUGAAUGGGGGUGUGAUGGGGGGGCAGAUGUCCCCAUGCUCGCCCCAAUACCCUCCUCUCAUGUCUCCUUUAUGAUGUAACCCAAAACAUGAAGGAAAACAACCCAAAUAUUCAGUAUUAUAUGUUUGAUUAUUCCUCAAGAUAUGUUUACGUCAUUCAUUGUACUGUAGUAUUUUUUGCUACAGGUAUUGUCUAGGUAGGGCGUGUUUUAGGGCUAUCUAUAAGUGAAAUCAACGGUCAGUUCUCCCCAUAUCCACACUGAAACUUGUACAGUAGUGCCCUAUUCCACCUCCCUGAAUAAAUAGGUUAAACCUGGAACUGAGAAGGGGAAGUAGACAUGUUGGAUUUGCCAAGCUACCAAUGACUGUAUCUUUGUUCUUUUUCUCUCCCCCCUCAGGGUUGUGCAGCACAAGGCAGCUCCAGCACAUGCUGGUGUCAAACAGUACUGGGGCUGUCCUCAGUCACGUUAGCAGCUAGCUAGUGGCUUGGCUAGUUAUCAGAAGGAUACAUCCUCCCCCGUUCUCCACCUUCUCUGGUUCCUAAACACCUCCAAAUAGACCUCCACAAUAGACUGAGGGUAUAUGAUUAUCUGGUUCCUAAACACCCCCAUAGAUCCCCAUCAUAGACUGAGGGUAUAUGAUUCAGGCGAGCUCUCCUUGGGAUCAACCUGAGGUGCCUGUCUGUCCCGUCCAAAAGGCAGACAGACAGGGAGAGGUAGGAGCUCGGCUGGAUCGAGUCCUGACCGGUUUGAGGAGGUCCUGCAACUCGGCGAGAGAGCAACAGAACCGGCCGUUGGGGGGUUAACGGUUCUGCUCCCGUCCGAAGUUGCUGGUGUAUGCGAAGGGUGAGGGGGAAACGGGGGGCUAGUUUGGGCCCCCUCCUCUCUCCCUCCCCCCCAGCGCCUCCAAGCGAACCAGGGCUGAUCAGGACAGGACAGGGGGUGACUGGCUACCUUUGUAAAACAACUCUAAAGGGGUAAGUACCUCAACACCCCCUUUCCUACCACUUCUUCCACGACCUCCCCAGUCGCAACAACUCAUUCAGGUAGUUUCAUCGAUCUAUAUUGAAAUCAGUCACAGAAAGGUAUUUGUUGAAGGAAUUGUGUUGAACUCUGUCCUUCAACAUUUACUCCAUCACAUUUUCUCUUGGUGGAAACAUAUUGUUGUUUGGCAGGUUCUGUGAGUAGUAAAAUGGCUUCCCUCUGUUACCAUGGAAAACACAAGGAAAGGGUCCAAGGAGACAUUUUGUUUUCGGACCCACCCAGCAGUGUUGUCAGAGCUUCUGUAAUGAGAAACAGACUUAUUUGUCCUUCUACUGUCAUUUGAACAUCCGAAUUUAAAAGAAAGAUUGGAAACACUUUUUACUCUUCCGGUCUGAUCGUGUUGACAGUAUACUGUCACCAUUUCCUCAUACUCAUACCAUUUCUCAGCAUAGAACAUGUUACCAUGGUAGAACUAAAUGUUCUGAAUGAUAGUUACACUAUUAUGUACGAUUACAUAAACUGUGAAUUGGUGAAGGUCCAGACAGAGAAAAUGUCACAUCAUCAACUCUACUGAAGCCCUGCUAAUGCUGUAUAAGUGGCACUCUCUUGUCACAUUCUUAUGGGGUUUACCACUAACCCUCUAGGCCUCUCCGGUCAAGAUAUUUUGACCCAAAGCUGAAAAACGUUCAUAGGUUUACUUCAAGAAUUAAAACUUUUAUUCUACUUCAGUUUGGAUAAAUGUAUAUUUCCUCUUAUGUUAUUAUUGGAGAGGUAAGUGGUAAUCAAUAUUUAUAAAAUAUUAAUCUGAAAUAGUAUUCUAAAUAAUCAAACACUUUUCUCUCAUAGCUUUUGCAUUGUUUGAAUACCAUCUGUCUUCUUUCUCACCAUACAAAAAUCCCUCAAACCCACAUCUCUCCCUCCUCACCCUCCUCUCUCAUCCUCCUCUCUCACCCACCUCUCCCUCCUCACCCUCCUCUCUCAUCCUACUCUCUCACCUCUCCCUCCUCACCCUCCUCUCUCACCUCACCCUCCUCUCUCACCUCUCCCUCCUCACCCUCCUCUCUCACCUCUCCCUCCUCACCCAUUCUCUCACGCUCCUCUCUCACCCUCCUCUCUCACCUCACCCUCCUCUCUCACCUCUCCCUCCUCACCCAUUCUCUCACGCUCCUCUCUCACCCUCCUCUCCCUUCUCUCCCUCCUCUCUCACCUCACCCUCCUCUCCCACCUCUCCCUUCUCUCCCUCCUUUCUCUCCCUCCUCUCUCAUCUCUCCCUCCUCACCUUCCUCUCCCACCUCUCAAAACCACUUUCCCCCAAAGACGUGGAGGAUAUCAAGUUUGUCAUCAACUACGACUUCCCCAACUCGUCUGAGGACUACGUGCACAGGAUCGGCCGUACGGCCCGCAGCACCAACAAGGGCACGGCCUACACCUUCUUCACCCCGGGGAACCUGCGCCAGGCCAGGGACCUGGUCCGAGUCCUGGAGGAGGCCCGGCAGGCCAUCAAUCCCAAACUGCUGCAGCUGGUUAACUCUGGACAUGGGGGAGGAGGGGGUGAGACUGGCUUGAUUACACCUUUGCUUGAUUCACACUAUAGGGCCAACCCGAACUAUACUAUGCUGGCUCAGAUUUUGAGGAAGGGGUGAGAGUGAUUUCUAGACCACAGUUUUUAAUUCUAUUCUAUCACCUUUACCAUGUCAAAUCCAAACAUAAGCCACAUGUUCUGUGUAACCAGUGAUGUUUGACAUUCUUAUACUAAAAUGUUUCAGUUUAUAUUAUAUGACAUUCUAAUCCUCCUAUGUGAAUGUUCUUCUCCAGGUGGCAGAAUGCGUUACCGUGGCAGUGGCUCCAGCGCCAACAACCCCAACAUGAUGUUCCAGGACGUGUGUGAGCGUCGCAUGCGCUCCGACGGCGGGGGCAACAAGCCACACAGCCGCGGCAGCAGCUUUAGCCGGGGCGGGCGCAGUGGAGGGGGUCGGGACGGAGACACUAGGUCCUCGUCCUCUUCCUCCUACAGGGACCGAAGCAGGGACAGCCGGGGGGGUUACGGCUCCGGGGGGGCCGACCAGUACCAGAGCUAUGGUGGUGGUGGAGGUGGAGGUACCCAGUACAGCUCCAGGGCUGGGGUGGCAGCUAACGGGGCCCCUGGGGGUAGUAGUGGUGGGGGCCAGAAUCAGUCCAGUCAGCCCCAGGGUGUGUUCGGUCCAGCCCCUCCACCUCCAGCAGGGCCCAAGCCCCUCAUGGCCCAGCUGAUGGCCCCGCCACAGCCCCCUCUCAUGGGCUUCAUAGGGAAGCCUCCGUACCCCUUUGCUCCCCCGCCUCCUCCUACACCCAGGAAAUAG
Messenger RNA from Coregonus sp. 'balchen', 12797 nucleotides. Lineage: Eukaryota; Metazoa; Chordata; Actinopteri; Salmoniformes; Salmonidae. The record is from the annotation of a GenBank genome assembly.